This is a messenger RNA of Humulus lupulus (European hop), 1364 nucleotides long. RefSeq names its product thiamine thiazole synthase, chloroplastic. The transcript has 3 exons. NCBI's taxonomy places the organism in Eukaryota, Viridiplantae, Streptophyta, Magnoliopsida, Rosales, Cannabaceae. The record is from RefSeq and is a predicted model, not a curated record. The coding region runs from base 74 to 1135 and encodes 353 amino acids. Gene Ontology annotation, biological process: thiamine biosynthetic process.
UCUUCUACUCUUCUCAUCCUCACUCGAAAUCGUCUGCUCUUUACCUUAGGGAUAUCUCGGUAAUUUCCUCAUCAUGGCAACCAUGGCAUCCACUUUCACUGCCUCUCUAGCCAAGGCCUCCAUCUUCGAGUCUUCUUUCCAUGGCACACCCGUCGCCCCACCCUCGGUUCGGUUCCAACCCAUCAAAGCGUCCUGCUCGGUUUCCAUGUCAGCUGGUUCCGAAUCGAACCUUCCGUACGACAUCCAGAACUUUAAGUUUGACCCGAUCAGAGAGUCGAUCGUGUCAAGGGAGAUGACCCGGCGUUACAUGAUGGAUAUGAUUACAUACGCAGAUACUGAUGUGGUGGUCGUCGGAGCCGGCUCAGCUGGGCUGUCGUGCGCCUAUGAACUGAGUAAGAACCCGAACGUUCAGGUCGCAAUUAUUGAGCAGUCUGUUAGCCCCGGUGGCGGCGCGUGGCUCGGUGGCCAGCUCUUUUCGGCCAUGGUUGUGCGCAAACCGGCCCACCUUUUUCUUGACGAACUGGGUGUCGCAUACGAUGAGCAAGACACCUACGUGGUGAUCAAGCACGCUGCUCUGUUCACCUCCACCAUCAUGAGCAAGCUCUUGGCCAGGCCAAACGUCAAGCUCUUCAACGCCGUGGCGGCUGAGGACCUCAUCGUGAAGGGUGAUAGAGUGGCCGGAGUGGUGACCAACUGGGCUCUUGUGUCCAUGAACCAUGACACACAGUCCUGCAUGGAUCCGAACGUUAUGGAGGCUAAGAUUGUGGUCAGCUCCUGCGGCCACGACGGGCCUUUCGGCGCCACCGGUGUCAAGAGGCUGAGAAGCAUUGGCAUGAUCGAGAGCGUCCCUGGAAUGAAGGCACUCGAUAUGAACGCCGCCGAGGAUGCCAUUGUUGACCUCACUAGGGAGAUUGUCCCUGGGAUGAUCGUCACUGGAAUGGAAGUUGCUGAGAUUGAUGGAUCUCCUAGGAUGGGACCCACCUUUGGAGCAAUGAUGAUAUCAGGUCAGAAAGCAGCACACUUGGCCUUGAAAGCACUGGGACUCCCCAAUGCUCUAGAUGGUUCAUAUGCAGGUAACAUCCAACCAGAGCUGAUCCUAGCUGCUGCUGAUUCUGCUGAGACUGCUGAUGCUUAAUUAUUUUGCAAUGGCAAUCAACGUAGUUCAUGAAAGCUAAGCUAAGACUAGCCAUAGCUGGAACUAGUAGUUGUUAGGAGGAAGUGUUUGGUUUGAGAGUAUUUGGUUGGUUUUUGUUAAUAAAAUGAGGGUCAUGUUCAUUUAUAUCUCCAUAUAUAUCUUUUCCCUCAAACUUGUGUAUUUGGAAGUGAUCAAUUAAUGGCAACUUUUGUGUCUUUAUUCUCUUUUC